UUCUUCUAUCCAAUGUCCUAGGCCUACACACCCACUUCCAUAAAUUUUCCCCCAACUCUCUUCCCUACUAAUAUCUAAUAAUCAUAGCCCCUUUUCCAUAUUCCUGCCACCUUCGCAUUUAUAUUGUGUGCCUGCCUACCCCAUUUCCCCACUCUGCAUUACUUGCCCUCUCUCUCCCUCUCUCGCUUUAUUCACCUGCUUAGUUUACAGAUUUCACAAGCUAAAAUGGGUGACAUUGCUUGUUCUAAUGGGAUUAGCAAUGGGAAUGGAGUGAAUGGGAAAGCCCAUUCAUCUCUAAAUGGGUAUAGGAAGAGCUGCUGGUACGAAGAAGAGAUUGAAGAGAACUUGAGAUUUUGUUUUGCUCUCAAUAGCAUUUUGCACACAGGAGCUACUCAAUAUCAGGAAAUUGCUCUGUUGGAUACGAAGCCAUUCGGAAAGGCUUUAGUGAUUGAUGGAAAGCUUCAAAGCGCAGAAGUGGACGAAUUCAUCUACCAUGAAUGUCUUGUUCAUCCUGCACUUGUUUAUCAUCCAAAUCCAAAGACAAUCUUCAUAAUGGGAGGGGGUGAAGGUUCGACAGCAAGGGAAAUACUCAGACAUAGCACUGUGGAUAAGGUUGUCAUGUGUGAUAUUGACGAGGAAGUGGUAGACUUCUGCAAGGCCUACUUGGCUGUGAAUAAAAAAGCUUUCUGUGAUCCAAGACUGGAGAUUAUCAUCAACGACGCCAGGAGGGAGAUAGAAAGCAGGAAAGAAUGCUAUGAUGUGAUAAUAGGAGACUUGGCAGACCCAAUAGAAGGAGGCCCAUGUUAUAAACUUUAUACCAAAUCCUUCUAUGAGUUGUGUGUUAAACCCAAACUUAACGAAGGUGGCAUAUUUGUCACACAGGCAGGGCCAGCAGGAAUUUUCAGCCAUACAGAAGUGUUCUCUUGCAUUUACAAUACUUUAAAGCAGGUCUUCAAGUAUGUGGUACCUUAUUCAGCUCAUGUUCCUUCCUAUGCUGAUACUUGGGGAUGGGUCAUGGCUUCAGAUAGCCCAUUGGUGCUGAGUGCUGAUGAGUUUGACCUCAGAAUUAAACAGAAAAUCAGAGGGGAAAACAGGUACCUUGAUGGGAAAACAUUUUCAUCAGCCUCUAUAUUGAGCAAAGCCGUUCGCAAAUCACUGAACAAUGAGACUCAUGUAUACACAGAGGGAGCAGCAAGAUUCAUAUAUGGGCAUGGUAGUGCUUGCAAUCAGAAUCAUGCUUAAGCAGUUGAUAUAAAAUUUAAGGAGAGCCCCCUACCAAAAGCACAAAAGUCGAUUAAUUAAGAAAUAUAUUUUUUUUUUUCUUCCUGUUUUUGAUAUGUUUAUUUUAUCUUUCUAAAUUAUGAACUUUUAAUUUCCCCCUUUUGGCUUGUGUAGCUAUCUAUGUACCUUAAUUAAUGGCAAUAUGGAUCUUUUGUUUGUGUUUUAA
Molecule: messenger RNA, 1447 nt
Organism: Manihot esculenta (cassava)
Lineage: Eukaryota; Viridiplantae; Streptophyta; Magnoliopsida; Malpighiales; Euphorbiaceae
Product: thermospermine synthase ACAULIS5
Exons: 10
Coding region: 226-1242 (338 amino acids)
Biological process (GO): polyamine biosynthetic process
Molecular function (GO): thermospermine synthase activity
Source: RefSeq, a predicted model, not a curated record